CAGUGUUACAGUAUCUCUUUCCACUACUUGUAAUUCCUUUCAUCAAUGUCGAAAUUUCACAAAGAUCCAAUCUUUUUUCUUCAAAUUUUCAUCUUUCUUAGUCAAUUUACUAAUAUUCUUUCACAAACCACAGAUUUUCCCAUAAUUAAUUGCUUUAAUAAUCAUAAAAUCACAAACUUUACUUUACACCCAAAUUCAACCCACAUUUCUUCAAUACACUACAAUCAUUUUCUCAAAUUCUCUCUCCAAAAUCUAAGGGUUGCUAAAGAUUCAACCCCAAAACCAACGGCUAUAAUUUUACCAGAGAGUAAGGAGCAGCUAGCUAACUCUGUACUCUGCUGCAGAGGAUUAUCUCUAGAGAUUAUAAUCAGGUGUGGUGGUCAUAGUUAUGAAGGUAUAUCCUCAAUUCCACGUGGCAACAACCCAUUUGUUAUCAUUGAUAUGAUGAAUCUCAACCGUGUGAUUGUUGAUCUUGAAUCUGAGUCAGCUUGGGUUGAAGGUGGUGCAACUUUAGGGGAAUUAUACUCUGCUAUUGCAGCCCACAGUAGUUAUUAUGGGUUUCCUGCUGGGCUAGGGCCCACAGUUGGUGUUAGUGGGCAUUUUUCUGGUGGUGGGAUUGGGGUUUUGGGCCGGAAGUAUGGGCUUUCAGCUGAUAAUAUGUUGGAUGUGGGCUUGAUUGAUGCUGAGGGCCGGGUAAUGGGCCGGGCUGAGAUGGGGGAGGAGAUAUUUUGGGCUUUACGAGGCGGUGGUGGCGGAAAUUUUGGGGUUGUUUAUGGGUGGAAGGUUCAACUAGUCCAUGUUCCUAAAGGGUUACUUGCUUUAGUGUUAAACAAGGCCCAAUUCAUGAGUUGGCCCAAUUAAUAUACAAGUGGCAAUUUGUUGCACCAUAUUUGGAGGAUGAUUUUCAUAUCUCAAUCUAUCUCACUUCUAGCACAAGUAAACAAGUGUAUGUUACUUUUAAAGGGCUUUAUCUUGGGUCAAGACUUGAGGCAAUGUCAAAUGUUAACCAACGUUAUUUGGAGUUGGAGAUUAGUGAAGAAGAGUACCUCGAAAUGAGUUGGAUCGAGUCUGUUUUGUAUUUCUCGGGCCUUCCUAAAGGGAGUACAGCCCAAGAUUUAAAAUCGCCGUAUUGGGCAGAUAAGUCAUACAUGAUUAUGUUCGAGAACCCAUCUCGAUUGAGGGACUAGAGGGGGCACUUGAAAUGGUUGCUAUAGAACCUAUGGGACUUCUUCUCUUGGACCCUUAUGGAGGUAUUAUGGAUCGGAUAAGCAAUGAUUCGAUAGCAUUUCCUCAUCGAAAAGGCAACCUAUAUAACAUUUUGUACAUUUCAUUUUGGGUAGAGGAAGAUGAUGAAAAUCGGAUUUUGAGUUGGAUUAGGAAAGUUUACGAUUACAUGACACCUUUCGUAGCUUCUAACCCUAGGGCAGCUUAUGUAAAUUACAUAGACCUUGAUCUUGGAACAAUUGAUUUUACGGAUAAAGAUGAGGAUACUGAUAAAAAGGCUAGAGUUUGGGGGGAGAAAUAUUUCUUGGGAAACUAUGAUAGAUUGGUUAAAGUCAAGACCAUUAUUGAUCAACAAAAUGUAUUCAAUCAUAUACAGGGGAUUCCCUCUUCUAGUGUACAAUAUCAUGAUGAGUUGUGAAUCAAAUGUACAUUAAUUUGUUUGAUGAAAUGAGAAAUAAUAAUCCAAUGUUGUUUGA
Chenopodium quinoa (quinoa) is the source of this 1700-nucleotide messenger RNA. Its product is annotated as reticuline oxidase-like. NCBI's taxonomy places the organism in Eukaryota, Viridiplantae, Streptophyta, Magnoliopsida, Caryophyllales, Amaranthaceae. Gene Ontology annotation, molecular function: FAD binding. The record is from RefSeq and is a predicted model, not a curated record. The coding region runs from base 46 to 861 and encodes 271 amino acids. The transcript has a single exon.